AUGAUCGUUGUUCUAAUUGUGAAUUAAUUUAAUAUGAAAAUUGCAAUAUAUAAAAAGAAUGUGCUAUUUGUUAUUAUGGAAAAUGUCUAAAAUGUAAUGAUGGAUUUACAUUCGAAUUCAAUAGAUGUGUUUCAAUUUGUGGAGAUGGAUUAAUCAAUAAAUAAGAAGAAGAAUGUGAUAAUCCAAAUUAAUAAGGAUGUAAUAAUUACAAAAUUUAAAAAGGAUAUAUAUGUCAUGGCUAAACUUAUUCUAUUUGCAAGACUUUUUAAAAAUAUUGUAAGGAUUGUUAAAGUAUAAAUUAAUUCAAUCUCAUAUGUCAUAAUUGAUUGCAAGGGUUUUAUCCAGUUUAAGAUAAAUGUUGGCAAUGUGAAAAAUUGUAUAACUUGUAAAAACGAAUCAAAUUUAUGUACAUCAUGUUAUAGAAAUGAUUGCGAGUUAAGUGAAUCAAUUCCUGGUUAUUAUACUGAUUAUUAAAAUUAAGUUUGCAUCACAUAAUGUGGAGAUGGAAUUGUUGCUUAUGAAUAAGAAAAAAUUGUGAAGAUGGAAAUCUAGAAAAUGGAGAUGGUUGUGACUCUGAGUGUAGAAUAGAAUUAUUAGAAAACUUUAUUAAUAAACUAUAACUUUGGUAAUUAAACCAAAAUGGUAACUAUGAUCUUCACCUUAAUAAUUCAUAAUAUAAAAUAGUAUUAAAUUGUUUAGAUCCUAAAAUUAUUAUUGAUGGUAUGCAAUAAAAGGAUUUAAUAUAUGGAUAAAUAAUUUCUAUUUUUUAAAUGUUCAUUACUUUUGUUACUUUUCCUACAUACUAAGGGUUAAAUUAACCUGAUUGCUCAUAUUACUUUUAGGCAUCUUAGAAAUUUUAAGAAAAAGGAAUAGAUCCUCUAUUCUUUAAUUAGAUUCCAUUCAUUUUUGUUUUCAUUGGUUUCCUAUUAUAUGGAGUUAAUUUUUUAUUCUUAUAUAUCUUUAAAACUCUAA
Paramecium sonneborni is the source of this 972-nucleotide messenger RNA. The record is from the annotation of a GenBank genome assembly. Lineage: Eukaryota; Ciliophora; Oligohymenophorea; Peniculida; Parameciidae.